Molecule: messenger RNA, 8876 nt
Organism: Pocillopora meandrina
Lineage: Eukaryota; Metazoa; Cnidaria; Anthozoa; Scleractinia; Pocilloporidae
Source: the annotation of a GenBank genome assembly
AUGGCUUACGGUUUCAAACUUCUCGUUUUGUUUUGUUUCAUUUCAUUUCUGUAUGGUGUUGGAAUAUUCCUUUUCACUCGCGGUUUUCUUUUAAAUCGGCUGGUCAUCAAUGACCUGAGUGACUGUUCAGAAGCUCCCGAAGUCAUUCUGUUGUCGUCUAAUCAAGAACUGUCGAAUGCACGGAAAUCUGAAGGCUGUUGGAUGAAGAAGACGUACGAAAAAGCUGUGAUACUAAUAAUUGAUGCUCUACGCUAUGAUUUUGCACUGUACAACUCAAGCCUGGAUGAUGACAAUGCGUUGCCUUACCAGAAUAAAUUAAAAGUCAUCCAUGAAGUGUUAGCGAGCUCUCCUCAACAUGGAGCUCUGUUCAAAUUUGUGGCUGAUCCACCAACCACCACUAUGCAGCGAUUAAAGGCGCUCACUACUGGUAAGUUAUUCUUUACACCUGAUUCGUGUAGUGUUCCAAAAAGCAAUAGAUAUGUUGUAUACAGCUUUUCCACACUAAGAACUUCAAAGAAUGUGACCAAUUUGCAAUUUCUCCUUACCUGCUGGGUCCAGCUGUUCAAAGGGGGGAUAAUGCUAUCCAUCAGAUUAACCCUUUAACACCCAUGAGUGACCAAGACAGAAUUUCUCCUUAGAAUAUUAAUACAUUAUCAAGCAGACAAGUGAUGAGAAUAAAGAAUAAUAUUAAUUAGGGGAUUAUUAGUUGAUCCAAAAACAAAUUCUCCAAACUAACAUCACAAGAACUGUAUGGGAGAGAGUAAGGAGAAUUACUAAUGAGAUCUUGGGAGUUAAAGGGUUAAAAGCUAUCCAGCGGAUGAGUGUUAACAAAAUGUACUGUGCUAUCCACCAGUUAAAGAUUUAUCCAGUGGAUAGCAUUACACAUCCUUUGAACAAAAGUUUAAGUUUGUAUUCGAGCCAAUUUCUGCAAACAGGGCUUAUUCCAGUUUCUUAAUGUAGCAUGAAGGGACAAGGAGUAUUACUCUUCCCCUCUGGAUGGGUCCCUCAGCAUUUCAUCAUGCUUCCCCAAAAAUUUGCCAGUAUUCAUUUAUAUUCCUGGGUGGAGAGAGGCACUGUGAAAGAAAAGUGUUUUGUUCAAGAACACAACACUUGAACCCAGACCUCUUGACCUGAAGUUCAAUAAACUGACCUUAAGGUCACUGUGUCUCUAUAGCUAUACAUGUUACCCUUUACAGUCCUUAACCCUUUACAGUCCUUAACAUCAGUGUUCAUAUUCUCCAUACUGUUCUCUGUACAUAUACUAAGGUGCUGACAAGGAGAAUUUGUCUAAUAAUCAAGGGUUCCUUUAGUUUGUGAUCAUUUCCUUUAUUCUCCUGGCAUUAAUUUGUGAUUCAGUGGUGAUAUUGUAAGGAGAAAUUAGAUUUGAAAUCAAAUUCCAAGAACCAACAUAGUAAUAAAAGUAUAUCAGACAGUGAGAUUGAGUUGUUAUAGAGAUCUUGGGAAUAAUUACAUGUAGAGUCAAAUUGUGAAGUAAGGAUGUUUAUGCAGUUCUUUACUUCUUGCACAUCCAGCUUUAUCUAUAUUAUUUGCUGUUUUAAAAUGAUACUUUUGAUAUGUUGGCAAAAAAAAGUAAUUUAAAAAAAAAUUUGGGAAUUAAUGAUUCUUUUCUCAAACAAAAGGGUCAUGAGUUUUGAGCUUAUCCUUACUCUCAUGUCAACAGGAAGUUUACCUACUUUUGUGGAUGCAGGAAGUAAUUUUGCCAGUUCAAAUAUCAUAGAAGACAACAUCAUCUCACAGCUGAUAUCUCUAGAGAAGAACAUAACUUUCAUGGGGGAUGACACUUGGGGUAGUCUAUUCCCUGACUCUUUCCAUAAGUCCUUUCCAUUCCCAUCAUUUAAUGUCAUGGAUCUUCAUACUGUGGACAAUGGUGUAAUUGAACACUUGGUUCCAGAAUUAAAGGAAAAUGACUGGGAUGUUCUCAUUAGUCACUUUCUCGGAGUUGAUCACUGUGGGCACAAAUUUGGUCCCAAUCAUCCUGAAAUGGCAGCUAAACUCACACAGAUGGAUUCUGUCCUGAGGUAGGGAGCAUUUAUUGCUUAUGAAAGCAACCACCUCAAAUCCUUUAAAAUUAAACAGACAGAUUUGCCAGUUUGGAAAGUGGCCUUACCUGAUGUGCUCAAAAUUGUGGAGAACAGUGCUUUUCUAUGUGUAGUGAUUUUAUCUCAGAUAUCUGUAAUCUGAUAUUUAGAGUAACAUACAGUGUACAAUGUAUUUAUAUGCAUAGUAUGGUGCAAAAGUAAAGAGAGGGAAAUUUGCCAAAUUUCACAUUUUCAGGGCCCCAUUGUUGUAACUUUUGUGAUGUGAAUAUCAGUUAGACAAUUCAAAAUUUGUCUAAUUUUUGGUUCAUUUCUCCACCAUUGUACCCAAGAUUUGAUUAAUUAAGUUGUUGUCACUUUUGGAUUUCAGCUUAUCAUCAUACUUGCACAAAGGAUUAAAUACUUCAAGACCAAUUACAGUUCUCCACCCUCCACAAAACAAGCACUCCAAGUUACAAUUCAAAUUAGAGACAGUUUUUGAGAAGAGCCACUUCAUGGAUGUCCACUGCCAAAUCCAAUUAAGCAUUUUUUCUACCAGUUAACUUUGUUAUUAAUAGUGCCAGAUGAUAAUUUUUUCAAAUUUGGUUGUUUAUUCAACAUAAUAAAUCUUUAGUAGUUGGCCCCCCUAAAAAUACAAAUUGUUUCAAUGCAAUGAAAGGCUGGAUAGAUUUGAAAUUCAUAUAAGGUACUCUUAUACUACUUUUUGUGUUAUGCCAUACAGGUCUGUAAUGGAGACUCUUGAUGACAAAACAGUAUUGUUUGUGAUGGGUGACCAUGGUAUGACCCGUACUGGUGACCAUGGUGGUGACAGUGAUGAUGAGGUGGAUGCAGCCCUUUUUGUUUAUUCAACCAAACCUAUAUUGACAUGUAACAUGAAAAAGGUAAGAAAAGGGAUGAUACAGUCCAUAAUGCAUGUAAAUAAAUCAUUCUCAAUUUUGUUUUCACUAUAGUCUUAUUGAAAUCCAAGUACCUUUUGUACAAUCUCAUUAGUCACUUUUUAGUAAACUCUUAUUUGUUUUUUUUCUUUAAUCAAAAAUAUAACAUAGCUAGUAAAUUUGUCUAAUCAAAUUUAAUUGUGCGAGCAUGCUUCAUAUUCCUAUUGUGCACGCUCAUGAUGUCAGCAAACAAAUCCCUCUAGAAAAAAAAUUUUCCAUUGGGUUGAAAAUUUAUAAAACAAUUGGUUCAUCCGUCAGCUGUGCGUUCAUCGAGAUAUGAAGCACUUGGGAAGUUUGGAGAGCACUCAAGAAGCUAGAGUUGCUCAAGGCUAUGCCUCGAGCAACUCUUACGCAUCUUUCGUGCUCUCCAAACUUCCCGCGUGCUUCAUAUCUUGAUGAACGCACGCUGACGUAUGAACCAAUUGUUAAAUAGCAUAGGCAGUGGAAGAUUUUGUUUGAUUUCUUUAACACAUUUUACCCUAACAUCAGUAUGCAUAUUCCCUAUACUGUUCUUUAUACAUUUCCAAAGGUGCUGACAAGAAGAGUUUGUUUAAAAAUCAAGAACUUCUUUAGGUUAUAACCAUUUCUUUUAUUUAUUCUUGUGGCCUUAAUGUUUGAUUCAGGGGUGAUAUUGUAAGGAGAAAUUAAAUGCUAGUCAUUCUUAGGGGUUAAAAAGAGCUAACUUAAACUGGCAUUUCAUAUUUAUUGAAUUCAGUGUUAAGAAGUUUUCAAUGUCAUUGGUAUUGCAUACUUUUUCUCUCUGUGGCCCUUUUGACAGUUUGUCUGGGCUAAAAACCUCUCUGAAAUGUUCCCAUGUUGUAAGGUUUCCUGCAUCAAACUAACAUUUUAUUCUUAAUGCCAUUUGUGUUGUGGAUUCCAAUUUUCUUCUGUACACAUGAGUAUACAUGAAAUAAUUUUGUAAUUUGUAAUUUUGUCCAACACAGGAGAAAACUGCAACUGUUUCCCAGAUAGACUUGGUCCCUACUCUCUCCCUGCUGUUAGGCAUACCCAUUCCAUUUGGAAACCUGGGUACUAUUAUACCUGAGUUUUUCUGCCAUGGAAGUACCUCGGAAAAUCACUCUCACCAAGCAAACAGUGAAAAUGAUAUAAUUGCACAGCAAGUGCUGGAAUUGCUUCAAAGAAACACAGCUUUUGAACUGAAUGCCAAGCAAGUCCACAAGUAUCUCACAAAGUAUGCCUCGAUCUCGGGAGAUAUUCCUAGAGGCAAGUUAGAGGAACUUGGGAAGAUUUUACAAAAUGCAACUGCACUGGUCUCUGAAGCUAAAGAUUUGGUUGACAGCCUUGAGGGACAUGGGAAAAUGCUCAGAAAAGCCUCUGGAGAAGAACUAAAGCAUCUCAGUGUUAUAUUAUCUUCUGCCGAAAAAUUUCAUAGUGACUAUUUGUCUGGUGCGAAAGUUCUCUGUCGGUCGAUGUGGGCGAAGUUUGAUCUGAACUCUAUAUUUGCGGGUAUCUCUGUGAUUUUUGUGGCUGUCGCUUUAGUUGUUUUAGCCCUUCUUAAUUUCAGUGAAAACCGAUUGUCUCUGCUGGUUUUAGUCCCGCUGAUAGGCUUCAUUAUUGCAUCUGCAGCGACAUCCUGUGACUUUAAUGUCAUUAUCGUAAUACCACUAUAUAUAGCAUGCGCACUGCUGUUGGCAAUAUUUGUUUUUCUUCAAAAGAUGGUUCUGAAAUACACCCAAGUAACAGCGAGUGGUUUUUUAAAAAAAUUGUCAUUAGACAACAUUUUUGCCGCAGUGUUAUGUUUACUUCAGUGCUGGGCUUCAUUGUCAAACAGUUUUGUGGUGAACGAGGACAAGCUGAUUGCCUUUUUCAUUCAGUCUUUAAUUGGAGUGAAAUGUGUUCAAGCCAUAUGGAAAGUUUAUCCCAUCAAUAACAGGAAUCUCGUUCUAAGACAUCAUUUUAGGAGAUUUUCCAAAAAGGACAAAAAAAGCGAUAUAUCUGGAUUCUUCCUCAGAUUGUUUAUAGCGUGGAUAGCAUUUGAUAUUGUCAACAGAACUGCCAUAAUGUUACGAGCUUGUCGAGAGGAGCAGUGGUCUUGUGUGCCAACAGAUUUCCUUAAACCUCAGUCGACCUCCGCGGACAAGACCAACUUGGAAAGCAAUCGAUUUAUUUUGACCGUUUUAUGCACUGGUAUAAUUCCUUUUUCACUUCGCCAGUGGCUUCGUUAUCAUGGAAAUUUAAAUGGCACAACGUUUAUUGUUCUAAGUGUGAGGUAUACUGUUCCCUUGGCUUUCAUCUUCAUGUGCGCUCACUGGAUGCUGCAGAUCGUUCCACAGAAGAUGGCCACUGUCUUUCCAGAGAUGCAGGUGUGGCAACAAAUAAUCUUUCCGCAGAUUGUCUACUCUAUGUGUAUGGCAACAAUUGCAUGCGUUUUGUACUCACCCCUAUAUAUCUACACUGUCUUUAAAAACGGAAGGAACUCUUUCGACGAAGGAGUGAAAUCCUUGCAAGAGACUGGUGAUAAUUCCAGAAUUAUCCAUGCUCUGGUCCGUGAAGUGAGACAGAAUUGGAAGAGAUUGGAUGGAAAGAAAGUCUUGGCGGGAGAAGAGUGUGAGGACGAUACAAACACGCCCAUGGUGUAUGGUCUUGGAACCGUUUUUUCGUCGGCAAUACUGGUUCUAUUUGUUUCCGUUGGAUUGCCUUUAAUGAUGUUGUUGGGCAACGGAAUGGCUUUGUCUAUUUCUCUGAUCUUUUUCCACAUCUUUUUGCUGUUGGAGAUUCACGGAUUGAGCCAUGAUGCAGAACCUGGCGAUAGUGCUCGUGGAAACUCCGGUAAGUGCUAUGGAGUGUACAUACAAUUUUUGGGCAUGUUAUAAGCAAAGUUGUUCUGCUGUUAGCAAAUGUUUGCUGUGAGUUUAUUGAAUUUAGAGGGAGCAGUAGACAAAUGCGGACUAUUUAACUCUGCUAAAACUCGCACUCUUAUAAACCCAUCAAAACAGUGAAGUAAUUGAUGUAAUCAACAACGACUGACAACCGCUAUCGGCCACUUUCCACUUUCUAGGUCUAGCCAAAAUGAAAGAGAGAACUGAGCCUUGUUGAUGUAAACGGAAAGCGAACGUCAACUCGCUUUAACUAAAACUAGGACUCGUGAGUCGUUCUACAGUACCGCUCAAAAGUAAGUUGACAGUCCCUCAAUCCUCGAAGUUAUCGAGUAUCGAGGCUCGAGUCGAGUUUCAAGACAUUCGAGUUGAGUAUCGAGACCCUCGAAACUCGGUUCGUGACACGAGAAGUUGGGAAUCAAGGAAGAGCGAGUCGAGACUGUCAACUUACUUUUGAGCAGUAUUCUACCUCGUGUGUCUUCAAUCUUUGAAGAAUAGCUGAUUAUUAUUUCCCCAGCACCCCUGUGCAGUUCGCGAUAAGUCUUUUAGUCCCACUGAGGGACUAAACGUAGGGAACGUAGACUAGCCUUGCUCAAAAGACAGGGUAAACUCGGUGAGAACAACUUCUACGAGUUCUGAAAACUGACCGGUUUCAUUUACGGAGAGAACGGUCUGAUCAACUAGUUCUCACAAAUUUCUCUAUUUGUAGACACCUCAUUCAGCGUGGUAGUACUGUGGUAUUUCAUGUCGUCAUAUUACUUCUAUUGCACUGGUCACCAGGCCACCAUUCCGUCCAUCCGCUUUGAAGCUGCUUUUGUUGGCUUCCCAGGAGACAUGGGAAAUAUUGUGAUACCAGGUGAAGCAUAAACCUCAAAACUUGCUCAUUUUGAUUUCAUUCGGCGCCAGAAAAAUUAGUGAACUAAAGGUGAUUGAAAUCGUCUCUUUCUCGCGUAAAGCAAAAUGAAACCUGUAUUAACCGCCGCUUCCCUACAACGGAGCCGUUUCUUGUCUUCUGUUUGUUUGUUUUUUUCACGGCCGACGGUUCGUACGUUUUAACUUCUGCACAACGACUGCCUCUUCUUGACGGCAAGGCCCACUUUAGCGUGUCCCAAUCGCAAAGUUUUACGAAAAUUUUAGUGCCGACGUGUAAAAUGAGACGAAUCAAUGAUGCUGUUAUUUUGGGCCACAGUAUUGUUUGCUGUGUUUGUGCAUUUUCCUCUCUUUUAUGGAUAACUUCUUUCUAUUCUUAUUGUAGGUCUCCUUAUACUGCUGAAUACUUUCUCUGGUCCAGUCCUUUUCGCCUUGGGUCUUCCACUCCUUCUCUUUUGGCCUCAAAUACAAAACAGGCUCCUAGGAACUCGCAGCAAAAAUAGCCCUCAACCAAGCAAAGGAGAGUUUGAUUGGAUUGAAAGUCCUGAACUGUUAAGAACUCGGAUGUUUCGGCUCUUAGUCACUUACCAGACUCUCCACGGCCUCAAGGUUAGUUUUAACUUAGAACUCAAAACUUUUGUUGCACAGUUUUUCGCCAGUUUGAUCGAACGGUUGGAGCAGUGUCAGUAUCUCAGCAACUGCACACCUACCCUCCCUUGACCCAACAACAGUCGACUGAUAACAAGUUAGGGGUUUAAUGUUGGCUUAGGGAGGGGUAAGUGCUUAGUUGCUCAGGUACUGAGCAUACCUGAUACCAACGGUUAAACGAACUGCAACAAUUACAGCUUAUUGUAUUUAUGUUCUUGUAAAUAAGACUUUUUAUGGUGAGAAAAUAAAAAGAAAAUGAAACUACUUGAUAUUUGACUCUGAAGCAACAACACUGAGAAAAGUGAAGAUAUAAAAAUGAACUCAGUCAUACGUUUAACUGUAGGGUUUAGCAAAAGGGUUGUAUUUUUAGGCGUAAAGAACAGCGUCACGAAAUUAAAAAAUCUGGGGUUCGUAGAUUUGUAAUUUUUACCAGUGUGACCCUAAACACCCUAUCGUCAGUACGCACAAAGAGAAUUUCUUAAACAAUCAAGAGCUUUAUUUAUUAUUAAGUGUAAUCAGUGGCGAAAUUAGAUGCUAGUCACUCUUACGGUUCAAAGGGUUAAUUUUCAUCUCCUUAUCUAUGAACUGAUUUAUUUACUGUCUAUUUAUUUUCUGAUUUAUUUAUUUAUUUAUUUAUUUAUUUAUUUAUUUACAGCUCCUGGCUACUUGUUGUUCUGCUGCGGUCCACCGCCGUCAUCUUAUGGUGUGGAAGAUUUUUGCGCCUCGAUUUGUGUUUGAAGGUGUCUCGUUCCUUUUAACCACGAUGGUUUUGUGCUUCAGUUAUCUUGUGGUUCUCAGGAUUGAUCAGUCUUUGCGAAGCUGGUUCAAGAAUCUUGAGGAGUCUCUUGAAUGGAAGACAAAGAAAAUUUAACUUCAUAACCUAACUCCAGCAAUCACUGGAACCAAGCAUUUUUUUACUUGCCUUUCCGAACAGAAACCUGUGGAUCAGUGAAUAAUGAAUAAAGUAAACAAAUAUUUAAUUGAUACAUUUGAGAAAAUUUUCGCCAGAAAUAAAAUUUUGGUCGCUAGAUAAGGGAAAGAAGGACUUUUUGUGCAAUACUGUAAAAGACCUACGACAAAUGUCUUUAUCACUUGAACUCUUGACCAUGAACAUUAAGGCACGGGUCACCAAAUGUUUUUCUUUUUCUACUUGAUAUGACGAACAAAAUAAUGGCAGUCUGGAACACUGGCGUGUUUUUUUUUAGUAUUGUUGUGGUAUUUUCUUCAACAUUUUGACGGUGAAUUAAGUUAGAUUGUUACUGAAAACUCUCUCUCCAUGAGUAGCGCUACAGUUGUCGUAGGUAAUAUACUAUAAGAUACGUUAUUGCCUUCAAGUACAGGUGACAAGACUACGAGCAGUCCUUUUUUUUUCGACGAAAUCCGUUGCGCGAGUGACAAAAAGUCACCGAAAAAAUAAAAUUGAUGUUAGUGCGCCGCUCGGAACUCUUAGAGUGAGGCGCACGAAAAGGAAGGAGUCUUGCGACAGAUUUCGCCGGAAAGAAGAUACUGCUCGUAGUCUAGUGCCAAAU